Molecule: messenger RNA, 2334 nt
Organism: Scatophagus argus
Lineage: Eukaryota; Metazoa; Chordata; Actinopteri; Scatophagidae
Gene: gpr137ba
Product: G protein-coupled receptor 137Ba
Exons: 7
Coding region: 448-1614 (388 amino acids)
Biological process (GO): negative regulation of bone resorption; positive regulation of TORC1 signaling; regulation of autophagy
Cellular component (GO): lysosomal membrane
Source: RefSeq, a predicted model, not a curated record
GCGCUGGGGUGGGAAGCUCCAUCAGAGGGUUAAAGGUACAGUAGCGUGCGUCAGCUGAUGCGUAGCGUUACGUAAUGAGCACGGGGCGGAGGAGCGGAGGACGGAGGCUGGUUCUCGCUCUGGGCUCCAAGCUGUAGCUCUCAGCAGCUUCCUGCCCGCCGCCGAUCCCGACAAACGGCAUUCUCAUCACUGAUCAUGUGCCUCGCUCUCGGACUGUCUCUGGCUCUGCAGCAGGAAGUUAGUCUUGUCUUCCUCCCUCUGCUUUCGCCUUUCCCCCCUUCUGGGCAGCCCCAGUGACAGCCUUAUUUUCUUCCUCUUCUUUUGCCGCGGCUCUCACCUCUUCUCUGAGAGCCGACAGAGACCGGCGUCUAGCUCCGGCAGAGGCCCCCUCCGCUCCGCUCCCUCCUCCUCCUCCUCCUCCUCCCCAGCGGCCAGGGAGAACAGGUCAUGGAGGCCUCUGUUAAGGAGAAGGAGCCGUCGCCGAUGGACAAGUCCUUACCUCUGCCUACCUUGAGCCCGGCCGUGCCCCCCUACGUCACUCUGGGCCUGACGGUUGCCUACAGCGUUUUCUACUCCCUCCUCUUCAUCUUCGUCUACGUCCAGCUCUGGCUGGUCCUGCGGUACCGACACAAGCGCUUCAGCUACCAGACCGCGUUCCUGUCCCUGUGCCUGCUGUGGUCGGCCCUUCGCACCGUGCUCUUCUCCUUCUACUUCAAGAACUUUGUCACAGCCAACACUCUGGGGCCCUUUCCUUUCUGGCUGCUCUACUGCUUCCCUGUCUGCCUCCAGUUCUUCACCCUGAGUCUCAUGAACCUUUACUUUGCACAGGUGAUUUUCAAGGCAAAGUCGAAAUAUGCACCAGAGCUUUUGAGAUACAGGCUGCCGUUAUAUCUGCUGUUCCUGUUCAUCAGCCUGGUGUUUUUAGUUGUGAAUUUAGUAUGCGCCCUGCUGGUGAGGAUGUCCUCUGCAGAAACCCACACCAUUGUGCUUGUGAGGGUCACAAUUAACGACACACUUUUUGUCCUGUGUGCCAUCUCGCUCUCCCUGUGUCUUUACAAGAUCGCUAAGAUGUCUCUGGCCAACAUUUACCUGGAGUCCAAGGGGACAUCGUUGUGCCAGGUGACCGUCAUAGGAGCCAUCGUCAUCCUCCUCUACACGUCCAGGGCCUGCUACAAUCUGGUCGUCCUGGCACUUUCAAACAAGAGUAUUAACUCCUUUGACUACGACUGGUACAACGUUUCAGACCAGGCAGAUUUACAGUCUACUCUGGGCGACGCUGGCUACAUCGUCUUUGGAGUGAUCUUGUUUGUGUGGGAGCUGCUCCCCACGUCCCUUUUGGUUUUUUUCUUCAGAGUCCGGCAGCCUAACCAAGACAGGAGUGGCUCUGGGCUUCCUGGUCACGUCUUCUCUUCAAGGGCCUAUUUCUUCGACAACCCACGGCGUUAUGACAGUGAUGACGACCUGGCAUGGAGCGUCAUGCCUCAGAACAUCCAAGCCAGUCUGGCUGCAGACAGCUAUGAGUGGGGGAGCCAAAGCAGUGGCAUUAGUGCCUACAUCGGCGGGGACGACAGCUACCAUCGCCCUCCUCCUCCAGAGGAGCUCAGCCAUUACUGACCGGAGCACACGGUGACUGACUCCUGCUGACCUGUGACCAUUGUUUUAAAAUGAAAUUUGUAUAUUUUUGCACAGUCUCUCUUAGUGACAAAGGCACAUGGGGCUGAAAGUUGCCUUCUAACUCAACGUGUUCAGUUUUCUACUUAGUCUAGAAAAGAGGAACUAAUAGACUUUUCUCUCUGCCAGUAUAUGAAGGUCCUUUGAUGGGACAUUAAUUUUGCACACCGCUUGUACAAAGUUUGAUCCAAGUUUGACUGCUCUUAAAACAUUUUCAUUGUAUAGUUUAUAUCGAAUACUGUUUAAUAUAUUUCCUGACUUUUGUAAUAUGUACUGUAUUACUAUUUUAUGUCUUGUCUGUGUUCUUUUUCAUAGAGAUGUGGUUUAUAUAGAAGAGAUAUUCAUUUAAUUCAUAUUAAAUAAGUUUAAAUGCUGUGAAAAAUGCAGUUUGGUUUUAAUAUCACACCACACACACUAUAUUGUGCUCACAUUUUGGAAAUAUAUUUCUAAAAAGUUAACUGACAUUGUUCACAAUCCUGUGAACCAGUUUCUGCUGUAAAAAUCCCUUCCUGUCAGACAAAAAGUACAGUAUCAUAUUUACAUAAAUGAGAUAUUAUGUCUUCUUUUUGUACAUAUUGUGUAUUUAUAAUUUUAUCCUUCAUAUUUUUUUUCUAAUCCUUAUUUUUCUAGACUUACAAAUAAAAUAAAUAUAUAAUGCUUUCA